AUGCUACGACGCCGCACCGGUAUGUUUGGCAUUGUAGUUAAUAUAGACGGAUUUAAUUGCUCCGCAAGUUAUCUUUUACACUUUUAUCUUUGUAAAAAGUAAUUGGGCAAACUACGUUUGCAUAAUACACUUUUCGAGUACUACUUUCCACAUUGUACCCGGACUUUUUUGAGGUUUUGGGCGAUUUCUGCUCUCGGGUAUGUUUGGAGGGAUAUUACUGUUGAAGGGGGUGUUGUUAAUUACAUUUUUUUGGCAGAUUUAACAUUGUUUAUAGAAAAAAAGGCUCUUAAACGUUGAAAAAAUGUUAUUUUAGGCAAAAUAAGCGUAGAAUUUAUUCAAUUUUUGCAAUUUCCUUUAGGCUUUUUAACCAAUUUUGUAAUUAUUAGCAAUUUUUCGAGACCUGUAGACCUUGUACUACAGACUGUAACAUUCUAAAGCUUGUAUAAACUAGUUUAAUAACGUUUUCUUUACAAAAAAUGCAAAGUUUUCAGUUUUUGAUACUUCCGGAGAUACUUAUGGGAUUAAAACUUCAGAAACACUAUUUGAAUACACUAAUAAGACAUUGGCAGUAAAUUAUUAGGUUUAGUUGGCUAAUAGGUUUACUAUAACAUAUAAUAAUUGGGGGUUGUUGCACAAUAUUUUCGCUAAUAAGGUUUAAAAGUUGUUUUGCACUUUUAACUCGUAAUUAAGUAAAAAUAGCGGUUUUAUGUGUAAAGGAUAGGGCAUAUGGCUUAAAUAAAUUUAAAAAGUUGUAUUUUAAAGCAAGAAUGGCAUUACGUUGGUUAAAAAAGCAUACUAAUGUUGUUGUUAUAGGCAAGAAGUUUACACGAAUGAGAGACCGGAGCAGAAGCAGAGUUUCGUUGAGUGAAGACGUUGAUCAUUGGAUAGAAGAUGGUGAUAUUGACAACCUGGAGGAGCUGCUACUUACUGGCAAAGCGUACAUGCUGGAAAACAGAGAAAUCACGAGCGGAAAGUCAUCUGGAUUCUUGAGGCAGAUACCUGUUUACAAAGUGAGUCUUUGUUCUUGAUAUUAAGGUUUUGGAAGUGAUUAGCUUUAUGUUAUAUUAUGGUCACAUUUACAGCUUUAUGUUAUGCUUCAAGUGCUAUUGUAGGAUCAAAAAGUACGUAAAUUGUAGUUUUUCUAUAAUAAGUAAGUAGUAUCAUGCUUUGUUACCUAAGUUAUAACAUUGACGCGGAACUUACGAAUAUCCGUGUCAUUAGACUUGGUAGUUAACACCCUCAUACUCAAAUUUACUACGACAUAUACUGGAAUUGACUCUACAUUAAAGAAAAAUGACACUGGAAAUCUACUAUAAUAAAAGUGAUUACGUAUCGAGUCUUUUAUUAUCAUUAUUAAAUUUUAAAUCUUGUCAGUCAGGUAAUACCUGUUACUAAUUCUCUUCCUACUCUUUUCAAUUUCAACUGUUUGUUUUAACCUAUUUACUUUGAAUUACUGUCAUAUUUACAGAAAUAUCUUGGUGAUUUUAUACUUGAAGCUUAAACAUCAACUUUAAUAUUUAAAACAAUAAUUUAAAACUUGAUUCACCGACAAUAUUAAACUACUCGAACUAUCCAAAUAGACAAAUAUAGACAAUAUUUACUUAAAAAUGAUGGUAGAUCUGCAAAAAGUAUAUUAUUCUUCUCGACAGGCUAACAUCGAAUGUAUGCUGGAAGCAGUAUGUAUUGGAAACAAGCGAGCAGUACAAGAUCUGAUGGCAUACCGGAAGUGUGUGGCUGCCAGACAUCCCUUUACAAUGUGUUCUACGAUACAUCUUGCUGUAAUACAUCAAGAGUUUGAGAUUUUGGAUCUACUCUUAUCACAUCCAGAUGCUCCAAUCGCUUCUAGAGAUAUUGUAAGUAUUUUACUUUACAAAUUUUUUGCGCGUGGGUUAAUUUUUUGAUAGUUUAUCAUAGUUCAUAGGGAUCUAAGAAACAAACGAUAUUAUUAUGCCACCUUUGUACGAAAAAUUUGAUUUUAGUUUAUUUGUGAUAAGUGUUUAGCUGAUGAUUUUAGACUGGGUGAGGAAAAUUUAAUCUUGUUGAUUACAAUGAAGGCUAAGUUUUGAAAAGUGAGAUUUUUAUCGCCUUACUAAAACUAUGUAUAAAAUUUUAUAAAUUUUAAUUUUAUAUAAACAAGGAAACUUUUGAGCUUCCAGUAUUUUCAAAAGUAACGACAGCUAUCAACAAGUAAUCUAGACUUUCAGUAGGAUUAAGGUAUUACCCAAUAUUAAUUUUUUCUUCCUCUAUGUUUCUGUGGGUAUUUGUUAAGUAUCAUAUUAAAUUAUGAGAUGAAAUGUACUAGUAAACGUUAUUUUAUUUGAUAUCAUUUCUUAUGGUUAUUAAAAAUAUGGGUAAUAUAGAUAUCAAAGAGGCGUACAAUUGAUGUUGUGAUAAAUCAAGAUCAAUUGUAUGCCGUUUUAUGUAAUUGUUUUUUAAAAUUAUCACUUAAAGGGUGUUUAACGUAUAUAAUUACACAGAUAAAGGGUGUGGAAAUAUUUAAUUUGGGUAAACACUCAAAGUAUUGUAAUAGAACAGAAAAGUAAUUUUUCCAUAUCACAUUCGCUGUCUCUUAUUAUGUAGCUUACUUGUUUAUUGGUCAUGUUGUAAGCUUAAAAGCAAUAUAUUUUUGCUUGUUAUUGUAGUUGAUGGGAAUUCAUCGUAUUUGGCGUUUUACAGAAGAAAAUCGAGUAAAAGGUCUAGUUUGACACACAAAAAUCGUAGAAUACCAAAAUACGUACGCUAGUCUAUUGCCAAGUAAGUGCGUAAUACGUUAAGGCGGAAUUUGUAAUGUUUCAUGUAGAUAUAGGUGGAGGAUUAAGGAGUUAAUUCAGGAAGGACGGACACCUUUGCAUUACGCUGGGGCUUUGGCUGGAACUCUCCCAAACGAUUCGGCCGCUCUCAACUGUUACGACACUUUACUAAAGCGUGGUAUACUCGAAAUGACGGUGGAUACGGAAGGCUACACGGCUGUUGACUAUAAGAGGACCCCGAAGUUGUUGGACUUGAAUCAGGUCAAGGGACUUAAUCGAUGUAGGUUUUACUAUGCGGCUUUCUAAAUUUACUUUAUUUUAUAGAUAUGUUGAAUCGAAACUAUUUUUACGGUAAAUGUUAUUAUCGGCAUGAAGCUACAUAAUGGUAUCGAUCAGUGUUUUGCCCGGACCGGUCCGGAGCGUUUUUCACCGGUCCGGUCCGGCGAUUUUUUGGGUCCGGCCCGGUCCAAACUUCAAAUUUUUGGGUCCGGUCCGGUCCGCAAAAAAAAUUUUUUUAAUUUUUAAAAAAAGCAAGGAUCGCUAAAACUGCUUUCUUUUUGCUUAAAAACUUUUAAAAAUAUGUUUUAUUUGCAAUUUUUAAAACAGUUUUCUGAAAAUAAAAAAAAAUUUUUCUUCCGGACCAGUCCGGAGCUUUUUCUUCGGUCCGGGUCCGCAGGUUUUUGGGUCCGGUCCGGUCCGCAAAAAUUUCUGUUUCGGCCCGUCCGGUCCGGACCGGACCCGUCCGCGGACCGGACCGGUCCGGCAAAACACUGGUAUCGAUACAAAAAUGUUAAAAUUAUUUUUUUGAUUACAGACCCAUUGGACAUUGGAGACGACAUAGACAAGAUGAUAUCCGAACGAAACGAAACCGCAUUGUCUAAAAUAGUAAUUGAUGGAAAAUACGACAAGAUUGGCAAUCGUAUCUUUCCACCUCAAAGCCGAGAUUUGGCUAGGAUUUUGAACAAUUUGAAUGUAAAUAAUACCUCAUUUUGUUAUUUUCUAAUAAUAAUAUGUUGGCUUAACUUUUAUAGCAGACAAGCUGAUUUUUAGGCCUUCUCUUUCUCUUUUGUGUUAAUUUUUUUAUUUUUGGUAUUUCAAAACCUUAUUUAUUUCAUGUAGAUAUAACAUUUUUGUAGUAAAAAUUGCGUUUUCAGAUGAGAUGUCAAGCUGUUCAUCAAGCAGUAAUCGAUGAUGACUUUAUUUUACUGAAACAGCUGAUUGAUUGUGAGGAAAUGGCUCAGUGUCGUGAUAUUGAAGGUAGAACACCACUACAUAUAGCUGUCAUAAACGGGAAAGAUCAGAUUGCCAAGUACAUUCUACUGCUCUAUCCAAACGCCGUCGAUUUGGUUGAUAAUGUAGGUUUUGGUUUUAAAAAUUGAAAUAAUGUGUGAAAAGGAAGCUGAUUCUUUUACAAUUAUAUCUCUGGAUAUCAAUGGUAUAAAUUUUUUUUUCAUAUUGAGGAACUGUAAAUUUUGGUAAUGUUUUUUCCUUUGUACACUAUAAUGUGCAUUAGGGUUUAAACAUGCUUAAUAACAAGGAUUAGCUAUUUGCGUCAAAGCAUAAUGCACAUUAUUGUAAUGUGGGUUUAUAAAUAAUAUUUCGGAGAAAGGAAAUUACGUCGUUAUUAAGCCUACAAGCAGGCUUUUGUAAAUCCAUUUAGGAAAUUGUUGUGAAAUUCCACGAUACGUGAUUUGUCAUACAAGUAGAGACUUCCUCGAAGGGGUUUAAUCGUCUUUGUCAAUAUUUUUGGCAUUAUAAUGCAUUAUGUACCCUUGGGGAGAUUUUAAGAUAAUUUUUGCAGAAUUUUUAAGGGCUUAAUGUACUCUACCAUACCUACAUGAUUUUACCAUUUUAUACUUUUCUGUACUUUACCGUCUUCUGAUUUACCUUACCGUACCCGGAUGUACCUUGAUUUACUUUACUCUUCUGUACCUUGCACUAUUACCCCUUAAGCACACACUCAAUAAUUUACCGCAGCUGCAGUAUACUGCUCAAACCAAUAUUAGUUAAUGCUUGUUUUCAUAGUUUAAAACAUUAAACCAAAACUCAAAUUACUCACUCCCUAUCUCCUAAUGUCGCACUAUAGCAACAUGAUAAUUGUGGGUUGUUAUUUUGGAUUGACGUUUUACUCUUGAGACCAGACAUUGGCCGAGAUACGAACUCUCGUUACCAUGGAGUUUUAUCAGUGAAUUACUUAAUUACAGGCUAACAACUCGGCCUUUCAUUAUGCAAAUCAGCUGGACGAUUCGAAUCAGAAGGACCUGAUGCUCGAGUUGCUGCGGAAGGCCGGUGCUAACGAGGAUGAGGACCUGGUAUGUUCGAUAUGUUAUUACCUUAAGCACAUUAUUGGGGAUUGUUAAUGGGGCCGCGGUGGGACCGCCUUCUUGGCCUAGUCUUGUUAUUUUUGUUUUUUUUUCUAAUUUAAGAAGAGGAAACUGUGUGUUUACGGAAUGGAUAAUUGAGUUUUGACAUUUUUGUAGGAAAGGAGUUGGGGUGAUGUUGUUCAUGUUAGGUGGAUGAGAUAUUGGGCCAAUAUUUUUAAUUUUUUUGUGUGAAGAUAAGAAAGGGAGCGGGUGAUAGGAAUAGGCAAAAAAAUUAAGAAAUGGAGAUUAAGGUUGAUUUAUUGUACUGCAAAGACUCUUUUGUACCCAUUUUUUACGUAGGUGUACAUUACCGGACAUUAAGAUAUUACAUUAAUGAGUAUUAUAUAGCUCGAUUCUAUAAGACGCUUUAGAGAAAGGAAGCCAUAGAUAUUGUCAAUGGUUGUUGAUACUCCGAAAAAUUUUUUUAAAUCUGUUUUUGAUGACCAUUUUAAAAUGACGUUUCUGAAAAAAGGUGUUUUUUCUUUGAUUUCGUACUAAAGUUAAUUUUAGGCAUAAAUUUUGAAAUUUAAAAAAUUAAAAUUUAAAUGUUUUGAAAACCGAUGUAAAUUGACUAAAAAAAUUUUGAAAUUGUAUAAAAAAGUAUGAAAAAUCUUGUUUUUAAACCAAAAAAAUGAAUUUUUUCUACUUAAAACACCCAAAGUCACUAAUUUCUUACGGUCGGGGUAAAAUCGCAAACCCUGUCCAAAAACCCCUAAAACUUACAAAUUUGGUUACAGAAUCCCACGGUCCAGUUAAUUUCAACCCAAACUCGCCGGAAGUCCGAUUCGAUGCGGGUUUUAAUGGCGGCCAAUUCAGUGCAUUCGACUAGCGAAGACAUGUUUGGUAGGUGCUAGGUGAAUAUGCCGCUAAUAUGUUUAGACCUGGAAGAGGAGGAGAACGUGGACGAUGCGGUGGAACAGCGGAUUCUGGCCGUGAAUUUCGAUCAGAAACUGUAUCGAGAGUUGGAGGAUCUGCAGUUCGAGGGGAAGAACGAGGAGAUCUGGAAGGUGGUCAAGAAGCAUCUGGGGAACGAGAAGCUGAUCAGAUAUGUGUAUUCGUAUAGACAGGUGCAGGUAAGCAUAUAAGGUUUGGGGAAAGAAUGCGUUUUAAUCAUUUUCAAAUUUAUUUUUAAAUUUAGCUUUACUAUUAAAUUUAAAAACCCUGAACGUCUUUUUUAGCCUUUUAUAUAAUUUUUUGUUCUUUUCUUGACCAUUUCAAUACAACCAUGAAGUCUUUUUUAAGUAAAUCUAUUGUAAAAUGCAUAAGAUCUUGGUGCGUUUACAUAUCCAGGAAUUUGUAGAUAAACAAAUCUAUUUUUUAUUAUAAAUUUAAAUUUUUAGCAAAGUAGACUAGUAAAAAAGCCGUAUAAUAUUUUGAUUCUUCUGGCCCCUAAUUACCGUGUAUUAUAGAAUCGAUUGGUGGUCGCCAUUCAAGCAGUGAAUGAGAAUGACUUGAAGAAACUCAAGAGUACGUUGGACUCGGAGUUGAUUCAGCUUCGUGAUAACAGAGGUGAGUUUUUUUUUCUUACUAAUGUCUUACUCAAUACUUUAGUCAUCGAAAAGUUUUUACAAUGUUUUAGUGAUAGUAAUGUUUUUAACAUCAUACUCAAUUUUUUAGUCAUAUAAAAGCAACAGGAAGCUUAAAAUCUGUAUAAAAUACGAUUAUUUCUUGAUUUUUAAUCAAAAUAGGGCUUUCUUGAAAUGUUUUCUCAUAACAAACUGUUUUUGUUUGUUUCCAAAAUAGAUUCUACACCGAAACUCCUGGAAAACCGUACAAUAAUAGAUGAUUAUGUUUACACUUCCUUGUUUUCAUAUAAACCCUACAGAUAUGGCUGUAAAACCUUACUGAUUGCAGUAAACAUCCCAAUAUAGAUCUAUAUAUUUAGAUGUUUUUAUAUUUUCGCAUUCGCACAUGGCUUCCUCGUUGCGAUCUUAUUUUUAGUAAAUGUACAGAAAUUGCAAAUGUAAAAGUAAUCUCUAAUAUCGCUUUAUUGUCCAAGAAUAAUCCCGAAUAACAUCAUGAAUAAUGAGUAUUGCAGGAUUAACCAUCCUGCAUUGGGCAGUGCUCAAAGAACGCCAUGAGAUUGUCGAGUACAUAGCCAAAACCUUUCCCAAACAGCUGGACAUCACCGAUCAGGUAGGGUAACAUAGGCUUGGUUAGUUGUUUGGGUAGAUAUUGGUGUAAUUAUUUUUUGUGGUUAUCAGUAUAGCAGUUGGUGAGUCCUUAGAGUGACAUAUAAUACAUAGAGAGAUAUAAAUAGUAUAAUCAUAGUUGAUAUUACCUCGUAUGUUACUUUAUAUAAUGUUAUGUUAUUCUUGAGUGACCAAUAGGCCAUAAUUAACGAUAUUUUACAUCAAAGUAGUAAACUCUACCUAUACUUUCUAGGAAUACUAUAGUUCAUAAUUCAUCGUAUAUUAAAGAAAAUUUCCUAGUACAAUAUGCACAAUGGCUAAUAUUAUAAUAAUAUUACACUAGACGUUGUAAUCGUUAAGUAUAGGCUGUUUUCUGACCAAAGGCGUCAACGAUGGUAGUGUUAGAGUAUUAGAGACAAGAAAACAAUUUCAUAACUUCCGUUUUUAUGGCCAUUAAGUUGUGUUUUCUCGUGAUUAUACAGUCUUUUUACAGCAAGGCCGUUCGGCCGCACACUACGCCGCCGUACAACAGAACGCAAUAUACGAUACUCUGGUGGAUGGUGGCGCCAAUGUUUAUUUUGUAGAUAAGGUAGGUUUUGAAUUGUAUAUUUGAUUUUUAGCUAUAGGUAGCUUGAUUUAAAGAUUUUUGUUAGAUAUGGCCUAUACUAAAGAUGUUGUAGUAGUUUGGUAGAGGUAUUUGUAUUGUUUUAGUUGUUUAAUCGAUUUUGUAUUUUUAAAAUGGAGCGUAAUACUUAAAAAUGCUGUAAAAAAUAUGAUAUGUCCAUUCCUGGCCUAAAUUUCGUCUUAUGAUGCUAAACCUUUAUCAAAUCCCAACUAAAAUCAUAUCACCGAAAAACCUUUUCCGCAAACAACCUUUCCCUUAUCGCAUUAUCCCCAAGAUGUCAACAUGCAGAUUAAAAUUGACGUUGUUUCGUCCCAGAUCAGACAAUAAGGUAUUUAGCGCGGCCGAAAAAACCGUUGAAUUAGCGGGCUAUAGAUAGACCGAAGAGGCUUUUGGCCAUUUACAACACCCCCACAGCAUGAGAGGGCCGCACACCAGCAGCACUGAAGCUCUACAGGCUGAUAACCGAAUUAUGUUUUAGCGUGGUUUCACCGCCAGCCGCUAUCGCACUAAUCCCGACAUGAAUCUCAGGCCAGCCUCGCCGCAACUUAGCCAAUUCAACUCGCUAGCUCACAAACAUCCAUCGCUGGAUGACACGAUUCAGGACACAGGUGGGUGAUGUUUAAUGAAAGAUAUUGUGAAGUUUGAGAGUCUUUGGGACAUUGUUUUAGAUAGUUUUAGGCAUAGUAUUGGUUUUUGAAUAUUAUUUUAGGAGAAAGCUAGGUCUUAUAAGUCAAGAAAUGUGUUUUUGUUUUGAGACCUUGUUUUAGGAAAAUUAGGUCAAUCCAAUAUUGUUUUAGGCCUUUAAAGCACCUUUUCUGUAUUUCCAAGCCAAAUAAUGUAUUUUCCUAUAUUGUUGUAAAUGAACUGAUUCUUUUUUGAAGUUUUUUACUUUAUUAAAGUAUAAGGAACAAAUUUUAAUAUUAUUUUAUACCUUUAUUUUGAUGUAAAACAUAUUAUACCUCGCCAAAUGACCUUUUGAGGACCGUUUUUCGUUGCCUAAAAGCUCUAUUUUAUUAGAAAAAUACCUUUUUGAUAUCUCUUGAGCUUUCUUUUCAUGAUUAAUAUCAUCCAUACAAAAUUAAAGUGUAUUAUACGUGACGCACAAUCUUAAAAGCGUAAAAAUAAGCUGAUUUUGUGACGAAAAAUGUCAUUUCUUUACACUUUUCUUGCAAAAACACCAAUAUUUUUAAAAUCGCUUUUUGGCCAUAAACAUCCCAAUUAUCACCUACUAUAAUAUAAUUGUUGUUAUGAAAUAACAAAUUAACAUUUCUAUUCAAACCUAAUAGCACGUUAUGUUUGAACAAUUAUUUUUUAAAACCAGUACUCUGAGUUCUUUAUCUUGCUUUUGACUGCGUCAAAGCAUUGUUCCAUUAUUCAGCAACAUACGUCAAAAGACAACGAUAGUAAGACAUAACAAAUUAAGUCCCAGGAACAUCGUAUCAGACGGACAGUAAUAAUAAAAGCUUAAGCUGUUAUUAUUGCCGUCUGGUACUAAUGAAAAAGUGUAAACACAAGAUAAUACAAACUUACAAUUAGGUAUAACAAGUUGAUUACUAUUGUCACAACAACUGGCGUGUAUUAAUGUAAAUGUGAGAAAUAUGGGUAGACGUACGAUUAAUUAGUGUAAAAUACGAUUUUUUGAGAAAUCAUGGCAGGUGAGAAGAAACUUUUUAUUAUGAGGUUGAUCCACCACGAAAACGUUCAGAGCGAAAUAAUGGCGUUUUGUUUAGCGAAAAAAAAUUUUAAAGCAGAGGUAACAACUUAUUUUAUGAUAACUUAUAUUGUAAAUUAUAAAGUUAAGGUAUAUUUUUAAAAUUCACCAAUCUUUUAUUCUUAUUACCUAAAAUAUUACACUUGUUAUAAAAAUGUUGUUCAAAGCCAUUAUCUUUGAUCCUAACUUCUAUAUUCAUGUGUCACCAACGUAAUAGUGUGUUGAUAUAGUACGAACAUGUAUGAAUGAUUUAUGGAUAUUGUUGUAGAUGCUCCACCAGAAGAGAAAGUGGAGCGAUGGCUGGCUGUGGGUGAUAUCCAGGCCCUGGAACAACUAGUGUUGGACGGGCGAGGACACAUGCUCAUGGAUAAGAAGGCGAUUAAUCUUUCGAGUACCGAGUUUUUGGAUGGGUUGCCUCAGUAUCAGGUAAUUAUCGUACUUGACCUAGUCAAUUAUAUUAACUUAUGUUAUUUUAGGUAAUAAAGAUAAUGUUUUACUGAUUUAUAUUACUGACUACUACGUUUUAGGCUAAAAUAGAUGCGAUUCACAAAGCGGUAGAAGAAGGCGAUGUUCGACGAGUAAAGAGUUUAAUCGACCGACCACAGUUAUCGACUGCGCGAGAUCAGGUUGGAAUGACACCGCUUCACAAGGCAUUACUGUAUGGUCAGACCAAUACUGUGCGGUAUCUUUUGGCAAAGUAUCCGCAAUGUGUCAACAGUACUGAUCAUGUAUGUUUUUUACGGGCUAAUUAACAUAUGAUACUGUUUUUGGAUUUUUUAAACAUUUUGCACCGUGCAGGUUUUUAUAUUUAUAUUUUGCACAGUGCAGACUAAACUUUGUUUUUUGCACUGUGCAAGUAAUCUUAAUCUUUUGUUUAUAACAAUUAUGGUGCCAAUCUGAGUAAAGCUCUCAAAAAUAACUUGUAAAGCAAGAAAAUUAGUGUAUUUACACAUAUUUCGAUAGUAACACUAUGUUAUUAUGACAUGACUAUAGCCAAACAGUAAUUAACAUCUUGGUAUUGUUAUGCAGGAAUAAUGAGAUGUUACUAUCUAACCAAGAGCCAUGUCAUUGUGUGUUAUGUCAUGUCUAGAGCUAUUCUUACAUUCCGCCUAAAAGUAUUGUCACUUUGAGUGUUAAGUGCACGGGGGCUAUCUUAUUGUAGACAUUACAUUGAUAUUGUAAACAAAUUGAUAAUAGGUAUUACUACUAUAUAAUCAUGGUAUUUUGUCUAUGUUCUUGUGUGUAUGACGCAUUUAUGUCGGUUUGUUGUGGACGAAGAUGUAGCGGCAACAACUCUGAGGUAUAUGAUAAGUAUUAGUACCAUAUCACAUGUUAAGUAGCACAGUAUCAGACUAUUGUGAGAUUAACUGUAAUGUAAACUUAUUACCGGAAAUUGGCAAGUUGAUAUUAUACCAAGAUUAGCAGUGUUUUAGAACCAAGUUGAAUAUUUCAAUGAUGUCAAUAGGUCUUGUAAAGCUUAUAUUAACAUAUACGCCUACAUAUGUCUAUAAUGUACGAUAUAAAGCUAUAUUUAGGCGUUAUGCGUCUUUAAAAUGAGAUAUUUAACCGUAAUGUCUUGAAAAUGGCCUAUAUGUCUGUAGUAGCAUAUAUCUGACGACAAAGCUUAUUAACAUACGAAUUUGGUACUAUAAUGUACAAUAUUAUUCUAUUUCAAGACUUAAAAUCUUGUAAAUACUGUAGAAUAUGACGUAAAAGUUGUCUUUAAACUGUUUAACUUUUUGUCUUACUGUUUAAAAUGAUGUCACAGUAAGUAGUGCAUUAAUAUGUUUAAAACUAUAGUGAAAUUACUAUUUAAAGAUGGUGACAUUACUCAGUAAUUGAUAGUUGAAACAUGUAAAGCAUGCGUUUAAGUCUAAAUAUAGCUUGCAGGCUAUUUACAUCACUAUUUAAAUUACUCUUUUGAAUUACAAAGUUACUCAGUUGGAGUUAAUUUAACAUAUUUACUGAGUAAGAGUUGAAUGUGACUACUCUACCCAUUUUACAUAAUUAUAAGGUUAUACCUUUGAAUUUACAGGCCGGCAGAACGGCGUUACAUUACGCAGCAGCCGAUCCCAAUGGAGAACAUAUGAUUAAAGUGCUUCAGAAGAGUGGUGGAGAUGCUUUCAUCGAAGAUAAUGUAGGCAUUUUGUGGCUUUGAAAUAACCGUAAAGUAUAUGUGAAUUUAAUUUUUGAAGUAAUGGUAAAACAUAUGUAAAUGUAUAUAUGCAAACGUGUAAUGUGUAUAGUCAACUUUGAGUUUAAUAUAGAGAUUGUUACAGUUUAUGUAGUAGGUUUAUAUAUAUUGAGCAUGGUUUUUAUAGUUUGGACACACUCCUUUCUACUAUCGUACUCACGGUAAAGGAUUGAACAUGCGAACGUUGAAGGAUAAUGCGGUCAUUAACCAGCUCAUCUCUGGUCAAUUGAAUCGACCGCUACUUCAAGGUACUGUAUUUUUUGGGUCAAGCAUUAGACAAAUUUGUCUCAAUAUUAUUAAUAUAUUCACUUUUUGAUACUAAUAAUGCUAUAUAGCUAAUAUACGCCCCUUCUGUUGCUAAUGAUUUUAUAUCUGGUGUCAGAAGGUUUAAACUUGAAAGCUUUGUUGAUAAAGUAAAUGAAUUUGAAAUAAAAUGUUGUUUUUUAGACCUAGAGGAAGAUAUAUCAGAUUGGAUACAUACUGGUAAUGUGGGAAAGCUGGAAGAACUUGUACUGAACGGGUAUGCUGAUUUACUGCUGGGUAGAACACACCAAGUCGACGAAACUGAGGCUGUUACCUUCUUGGAGGUUCUACCUCAAUAUCAGGUAGGUUUCGUUGAAUAUGACGGUUAAUGUACAAGUUUUUCAAGUUUUGCUAUCAAGGAGGCUCAAAACUUUCUGAACAACUUUGCACUAUGUUUUUUAUUGAAACAUGACAUUUUAAAAUGUUAAAAUAACUUUAAAAUGUGCUUCAGGCCAAAAUUGGAGCGAUUCACAAAGCGAUUGAGCAAGGAAACAUCAGGGCUGUGAAGCUAUUGACCGAUCGCAAGAAGUUGGCAUUGUGUAGAGAUAGUCGAGGAUUGGCACCACUACACAAGGCUAUUGUCUUUGGUCGUACUGACAUAGCCAAAUACCUGAUUAGGAACUAUCCACAAUCAGUUAAUGCUAUGGAUCAGGUAGGUCAAGAUUACUAUUUUCGUUACUGUAACUUUUAGUUAAGAUACCUUAAGGUUUUAAACGUGUUUUGAUUUGAAUAACAGUGUUGUAGAGUAUAUUAUUGUGACACAUUUUUCUGUUUUUUCUGUAAAAUACGUCAAUUUUAGAACAAGAGAACGCCAUUACACUACGCAGCAGCUCUUCGAGAUGGUGGAUAUCUGUACAAGUUAAUGCGGAAGGCGGGUGCUGAUCCUAAUAUCUUUGAUUGUGUAAGUUAUCUCACUUAAGUUUUUUUUAAAUACGAUGUCCUGCGUUUUUUCAUGUUAUCUUUACUAUAACAAUGAGUUUUUUUAGAAUGGAAGACCAGCCAAGUACUACUUGAGGUACCCAGGUGAAAUCAACCUGGAGAGAAUGAAAAUGGAUACAAAACAAGCACUAAAACAAGUACUACACAAUAGAGUGGCACCUAGUUAUUUGGAGACCAAGUAAUCUACUUUCCUAUAAAGUUGAAAAUUUUUUUUACGCCAAAAUUUUAUUUAUUUGGCAUAAGCAAUAUAUAUUGUUACCUAAAUUUAAAAGAGCUAUUUUAUUGUUUAAAUAUUUUAAGUGUUCCAAACAUGAAUAAGCCUAACAAAAAGGGUUGUAUUUUUAAUAAUUUUGAUAAUUACAGUAUCCAACAAUGGAUGAGAGAAGGUAACUUAGCUAAGCUGGAUCAACUGGUACUUUCUGGGUGUGGAGAUUUGCUCAUAGACAAAAAGGCGAACAAUUCUGAUGCAAUGGCUUUUGUUAAUGAAUUACCUGGUCUACUGGUAAGUUUUUGGCAUAUUUGCUUACUGUAUUUUACUAUUUUUAAAAUUUUUUGCACGGUGCAGUUAUGUAAACGACAAAGUACAACCGUUACAGUAUAAAAAAUGAUACUGUAAUUAUUUUAUUUGGGGUUAAAGCUUUGUUCAUUUUGGCUACACUAUCUUUGUAUUACUGUAUUUAAAAAAAUAUUUUUGUCAAAAUCUCAAUCUAUGACAUUUAAAACCCAACCAUCUUACCCAUAAUACCUAAAAACCACCUACUCUUAAAUUAUCGACCAAGUAGCCGGUCGAGUGUCACUUUGACAAACAACAAUACCAUCGUAUGUCGGGGAAAGUUUUUUCCGGACUAAUUGCCAGUUCACUUGGCUAUUGUCCUCAUACCGUAAUUAACCGGUCAAAGAAGUUUUUCGCGCACUUUCGGUCUUUGAAGGCCGCCCAAGAAGUGGCAGGGGUAAAUGGGUGCGGGCGGAUAAAAGAAUAUCCAUUAGGGUAAUUACAACAUACGUCGCUGUUAAGUGGUACCGUGUUCGGUUACAAAUUGUGAUGCAUUUUAUGGGGAUUACUGUAGUACUGUCGUGUACUGUAACUUUAAAAUGCAAAUUUUAAAAGAAAUUAAAAUUUUUUUUUGAAAUUUAUAAUUUUUAUGACAUUAUCAUCAAUAUCACCCGUUCAGGACACGAUCAGUUCCAUCCACAAGGCCAUCAAGGAAGGUGACAUGGGCACGGUACGGAACCUGAUGACCACGAAGCGGCUGGCGUUGGCCCGUGAUCGGCACGGCUGCACUCCACUGCACACUGCCAUUAUAUACGAACAGACCGAGAUAAUCCGCUUCAUCGCCGCUCAAUUCCAAUCGGUUUUGAAUGCGCCUGACUACGUAAGUGGUUCACCUUGACGAUGACAUGGGGGAUUGGGCAGUCAAGUUGUGAUUAGGAUAAGCAUUGUAUCGGAUGUGGAAGCUAUCGGAUACUGAGGCUGGGAAUUCGGGAUAUUAUUGUAGUUGUUGAGCUGUUUAGCCUUGAGAAAAUAUGAUUUUAAGAAGGAUUUGGUAUAAAAGGAUGUUAACAUUGAUAAAACAGACUGAUAAGAAAAUCGUGAAUACAAAAUUAAUAUAAAAAUGAAUGUUACAAGUUAAAUAUGACUCAUUUUACAGAACAAACGAACAGCGAUGCAUUACGCGGCAGCUGCCAGAGAUGGUGGCCAUUACUUGAAGAUCCUCGGCAAAGCCGGCGCUGAUCCAAUGGCCGUGGAUAACGUAAGGGCUGAGCUACAGUAUUCUCUAUAUUUCAAUUUUUUUUACAGUAUACUUUAUUUUAUUACAGUAUACUUUAUAUUAUGGCAAUAUUUUUUUGCUUUUUGGUCGAAUGUCUAUUUAAAAUGGCAAAAAAAUGGUCGAAAAAUGAUAAAACUUUGUUGUUUAGGAAGGCAGAACACCAGAUUACUAUCGUCGCAACGCGGUAUUCGAUUUGAAAUUGUUAAAAGAACGGGAAGACGACUUUGACAUACUUCAAGAACAUCUGAUUGACGAGGUAAAUCCGGUCGAUUCACCACCAUCACCUGAAACCAUGUCUUUGGGAAGGUAAGAAAAAUCGUUUUAACUGUAUUUUUUGAUUUUUUAAUUAGUUUAUAGAGAAAUGAAUUAAAAUGAACAAGCGGAAAUUAAUUUUACUUAAUUUAGGCCAAAAAGUUGGACUUUAGCUAACCACUAUUUAUUGAAAACCAGGGUUUUCGCGAUGGGACCAAAUUCCAAUAGUGUAAAUGCAAAGGAUUUAUUACACCCUUAGGAUCACACAUGCUAAUUUUAAAAUCAAAAACUUUUUAAACCACCUUUCUCAUAUUUACCUUGUAAUUCACCUUUGUUGUUACAGCUCGGCGAUGGAUUCCGGUCGUCGUGACGUUGCUCAAUUAGCCGAAACCGAACCAGAACUGGAAGUGGAAGACCUGGUCGAUCCCAUGGAUGAUCUGGAGAAUAUUGACAGAAGAAAGUUUGAGAAGCUGGUGGAGGACAAGAUGGACAUACCUACAAGUGAUAACGGCCUCUACUUGGCUCGUACUGUAGCGCCGAUACUAACCAAGGCUCUGGCAGAAGUGUUGUUGAGAAGACCAGCGGAUCCGAUUGACUUUAUAUCGGACUGGUUACUACGGUAUAACUCGGGGAAAGUAAACGGACAUGAUUAUUAG
This is a messenger RNA of Bursaphelenchus okinawaensis, 15694 nucleotides long. The record is from the annotation of a GenBank genome assembly. Lineage: Eukaryota; Metazoa; Nematoda; Chromadorea; Rhabditida; Aphelenchoididae.